CUCCUUCCUCCGGAAAGCGGAAGCGGAAGUGACGUUAGGGGAAGGUGGGGGCAAUCAUGGUGCCGCUGGGGAGGGGAGAAGCUGCUGCCGCCGCUGUUGCCGGGAGCCGCGGAGAAAGCUCAUUAUCUUUCCAUUUCUCACAAUUGGGCUGAAUACGACUGAACCAUGGGGGAACACAGUCCAGACGACAACAUCAUCUUCUUUGAGGCAGAGGAAGAUGACCUGACCCCCGAUGACAAGAUGCUCAGGUUUGUGGAUACCAACGGACUGGUGCCUUCCUCAUCUGGAACUGUUUAUGAUAGGACCACUGUUCUUAUUGAGCAGGACCCUGGCACUUUGGAAGAUGAAGAUGACGAUGGACAGUGUGGAGAACACUUGCCUUUUUUAGUAGGGGGUGAAGAGGGCUUCCACCUAAUAGAUCAGGAAGCAAUGUCCCAGGGUUAUGUGCAACACAUUAUCUCACCAGAUCAAAUUCAUUUGACUAUAAACCCUGGUUCCACACCCAUGCCAAGAAAUAUUGAAGGUGCAACCCUUACUCUACAGUCGGAAUGUCCGGAAACAAAACGUAAAGAAGUAAAGCGGUACCAGUGCACCUUUGAAGGCUGUCCCCGUACCUACAGCACAGCAGGCAACCUGCGUACCCACCAGAAGACUCAUCGAGGAGAGUAUACAUUCGUCUGUAAUCAGGAGGGCUGUGGCAAGGCCUUCCUCACCUCUUACAGCCUCAGGAUCCAUGUGCGAGUGCACACGAAGGAGAAGCCAUUUGAGUGUGAUGUGCAGGGCUGUGAGAAGGCAUUCAACACACUGUACAGGCUGAAAGCACAUCAGAGGCUUCACACAGGGAAAACAUUUAACUGUGAAUCUGAAGGCUGCAGCAAAUACUUCACCACACUCAGUGAUCUGAGGAAGCACAUUCGAACCCAUACAGGAGAAAAGCCAUUUCGAUGUGAUCAUGAUGGCUGUGGAAAAGCAUUUGCAGCAAGCCACCACCUUAAAACUCAUGUCCGUACACAUACCGGUGAAAGACCCUUCUUCUGCCCCAGUAAUGGCUGUGAGAAAACGUUCAGCACUCAAUACAGUCUCAAAAGUCACAUGAAAGGUCAUGAUAACAAAGGACACUCAUACAAUGCACUUCCACAACACAACGGAUCAGAGGUGCGCAGUGAUCUUCUCUCUUGUUUUGAUCUGCGCAUCACAAAACAGCAACUGUUUGUGUCUCACACAAAAAAGGAUACAAAUCACUCACUUUACCUGAGUGACUUGUGCCUUCUGUCCACAGAUUCAGAACUGCAAGAAAAUUCCAAUACUACACAGGGCCAGGACCUCAGCACAAUUUCACCAGCAGUCAUCUUUGAAUCGAUGUUCCAGAAUUCAGAUGAAUCAGCAAUUCAGGAAGAUCCUCAGCAGACAGCUGCCUUGAUUGAAAGUUUUAAUGGUGAUGCAGAAUCAGUCAGUGAUGUUCCACCACCUGCAGGAAAUUCAGCAUCUUUAUCUCUUCCGCUUGUACUGCAGCCUGGCCUCUCCGAGCCACCCCAGCCUCUGCUGCCAGCCUCAGCUCCGUCCGCUCCUCCACCUGCUCCCUCCCUAGGACCCGGUUCCCAGCAAGCUGCAUUUGGCAACCCCCCUGCUCUCUUACAACCUCCAGAAGUGCCUGUUCCCCACAGCGCGCAGUUUGCUGCUAAUCAUCAAGAGUUUCUUCCGCAUCCCCAGGCACCGCAGCCCAUCGUACCAGGACUUUCCGUUGUUGCUGGGGCUUCUGCAUCAGCAGCGGCGGUGGCAUCGGCCGUGGCAACACCAGCCCCACCACAAAGUACUACUGAGCCCUUGCCAGCCAUGGUCCAGACUCUGCCUCUGGGUGCCAACUCUGUCCUAACUAAUAAUCCCACCAUAACCAUCACCCCAACUCCCAACACGGCUAUCCUGCAGCCCAGCCUAGUUAUGGGAGAACAGAACUUACAAUGGAUAUUAAAUGGUGCCACCAGUUCACCACAAAACCAAGAACAAAUUCAACAAGCAUCUAAAGUUGAGAAGGUGUUUUUUACCACUGCAGUACCAGUAGCCAGUAGCACAGGGAGCUCUGUCCAGCAGAUUGGCCUCAGUGUUCCUGUGAUCAUCAUCAAACAAGAGGAGGCGUGUCAGUGUCAGUGUGCAUGUCGGGACUCUGCAAAGUAGUGGGUGGCUGCCUGGAGAAAGGGCUGUUCUUCCCCCCUCCAGAGCUGAAUCCCCAGCCUCCUGAUGGUCCCAGCCCACAGCUGCCACCCCAGACUUUUUCCUCACCCCUGUCGCCUGUCAUCAUCCUCCACAACCCUCUUCCUGUGAGCAAAGCAGAUAGGCCAAGGCUCCUUCAGACCCUGAGACAGAAAUGUUAAGUGCCAUGGAUGUGUCAGAGUUCCUGUCCCUCCAGAGCAUGGACACCCCGUCCAAUCUGAUUCCCAUUGAAGCACUACUGCAGGGGGAGGAGGAGAUGGGCCUGACCAGCUUCUCCAAAUGAAGGGCCCAUGUGUGCUCACCUCCAGGAAGAGGGCAAGCAGGAAGCAUGAGGUGUGAUGCCUACCAUCAUGGGGUCAGAAAUCAGAAGGAUGAAGAAAUCUGCUGUUUGAAAGCCUCACCUUUCAGACGUAUUUUCUUUAUUCACAUCCCAGGAACAUCCAUUUUAAGGAACUGAUCUUUGGAAAAAACAAAAACAAAACAAACAAAAAAAAAAAAGCUAAGUUAUAAAUGAACUGUUUGGCUGCACUGUAUGUCACUUUUGCUUAUUGUCAUGUGAACUUGGAAAUUAAGGUUACUCGUAUGCAUAAAAAUUCUAAAUGAAAGGGUGUGGUUUCCAUCAAUCUGGUACUGCCCAGCACUGGCACUGGGCUCUUUGUGGAUGGGCAGUAGAGUUCAGUGUGUUGGCGGUGCUCCUCCUCCCUGUGUGUCUUUUACUCUGAGGCUGACUCCUGCUCAGAAGGCCAGAUCUUCACUCCAUCUAAGUGGGCAGUGGCAAGAGCAAGUGAGACAGCUGUGACUUGGACAGGGUUUGGGUGAGAUGGCUUUGCUGUUUGCUAUUGGUGUCAGUAGAGCUCAGGGUGGAUGCCGCAGGGGCUGUCGUGCAGUGUGCUCAGCACAAAUAGGCAACUUAAAGCCUAGUCCACCAGCUUGGGAUGAUCUGGUUCUGAAAGGGCCCAGGCAAGUUGUUGACUGCUGUAUGUCAAUGAUGUGUGUGCAGAGCAGGCUCUAGCAACACAGUCACACUCUUUGCCUUCCUGGUUCUUUCCAUCUCUCAGUUUGCUUGCCAGGGCUUACAGGUCAUAGUGAAUUUUCCUUGGGGAACAUCCCUGUUUUGUGCUAGAGUGAACAUGUGGCUUAUGGCCAGUUGCCAGAUGGUGGUCUGCCUUCCUUUUAAUGAUAUUUUCCUCCUCAACAGAAUGGCUGUGUUUUGCUUAUCAGGCGAAGGUGCAAAUUGAAGGGAGUGUGGAUGAGGUGGCAGGUAAUUGGCAGGCCAGGUAUUCUGGUUCCAGGUUCUAGCCAGGUUUUUGGUUGCCCUCUCCUUUCUCCAGCCCUCACUCUCUGGAUUUUGCAUACAGCCUAGUACAGUGCAAACAAGGAUGUGACUUGCUCAGCUUAGUCAUGUGAUUUCUAAACAAAAAAGAAAAAAAGAAAAAAAAAAAAAGAAAACCACGAUGAUCUUCUACUCAGGGUAAAACAAAAUAAAAAAUUCCCCUUCCACCAAAAAGCCUGAAAUGUUGCAAUAAGUUAUCUCAUUUGGAAUGUUUAAUUAAGUUGUAUUAUAGGAAAAAAAUUUUUUUGAUUUGAUUUGUGAAUAGAAUUAUAUCCAUCUGUCUGCCUUUGGCUUCAAGUCAUUGCCUCUUAAAAUAAAACAUAAAAUACAAUCCACACUAGAA
Messenger RNA from Ictidomys tridecemlineatus (thirteen-lined ground squirrel), 3884 nucleotides. RefSeq names its product metal regulatory transcription factor 1 (gene Mtf1). NCBI's taxonomy places the organism in Eukaryota, Metazoa, Chordata, Mammalia, Rodentia, Sciuridae. Gene Ontology annotation, biological process: regulation of transcription by RNA polymerase II. The record is from RefSeq and is a predicted model, not a curated record. Gene Ontology annotation, cellular component: nucleus.